ACCCGAAGAUAAUUUAGUGGGUCGGCAAAGAAGAACAGUCCAAGAGGCAAGCUAGGGAAAAAAAUAAGGUUGGGGGCCUAAGAUAUGGGCUAGAUCUCAGCCCAUUAAGGUCGGGUCACCCAGAGGAAGAAAACCCAUUAAGACAAGGCAAAGUGGGAGUAGAGACAAGAAAGUGAGGUCACAAUGGCGACCCCGAAACAGAUGAUGGGAGAGACGCCGCAGCUGUUGAUGAGCAUGAAGAGCUCCGGCGGCCUUGGCUAUGCCGGAGCCGGCAGCCCGAUGGCGGAGGACAGGGAGGAGGAUAUUACGAGAUCGGCCCUCUCCGCCUUUCGGGCCAAGGAGGAAGAUAUCGAGAGGCGGAGGAGGGAGGUGUCCGACAAAGUGCAGGCACAACUCGGCCGUGUUGAGGAACAAACUAAGCGUUUGGCUGAUAUCAGAGAGGAGCUAGAAGGAUUUGGUGAUCCAGUGGGAAAAGAAGUCGCUGCUGUUCGGAAGAGGAUCGAUGUGGUUAGUCGAGAGUUGAAGCCGAUGGGACAAACCUGCCAAAGAAAGGAAAAGGAAUAUAAAGAAGCUUUGGAGGCAUUUAAUAUGAAGAGCAAGGAAAAAGCUCAAUUAAUCACAAAAUUAAUGGAGUUAGUGAGCGAAAGUGAGAAGCUCAGAAUGAAGAAAUUGGAGGACUUGAGCAAGAGCUUAGAUUCUCUACGCUAAUCACAAUCUAUUAUAAUCCCAAUCUUUUAAUUACCACUACCAAUUUGUUGAUUGUUUUUAUAUAAAAAAAACUUUUUUGAAAUCAUGAUCAUAUGUAUCAAAUGUGUGUACAUUUUGUCGUUCCAAGUUUGACAAAGCGAUGGUUCAAUUAUGGACCGACAAAAGAGUGCUUUGGAUUUGACUUUUCCUUUUUUAAAGGGAUUUGAACAUUUCAAUUAAUUUCCUGUCGUUUA
This is a messenger RNA of Cuscuta campestris, 941 nucleotides long. Lineage: Eukaryota; Viridiplantae; Streptophyta; Magnoliopsida; Solanales; Convolvulaceae. The record is from the annotation of a GenBank genome assembly.